Messenger RNA from Aedes aegypti (yellow fever mosquito), 6428 nucleotides. It is a transcript of the gene woc, whose product is annotated as zinc finger MYM-type protein 4. NCBI's taxonomy places the organism in Eukaryota, Metazoa, Arthropoda, Insecta, Diptera, Culicidae. The record is from RefSeq and is a predicted model, not a curated record. Bases 371 to 5299 code for a protein of 1642 amino acids. The transcript has 8 exons. Gene Ontology annotation, molecular function: zinc ion binding.
GGAGUGCGGGGCGAGGAAAAACAAAAUGGUGUGCGCUUGUUUUUGACACAAUGUUGCGCUAGAGGCUUCGCGGUACGUGAAAAAGAAAAAUAUUGCGGAAAAAUUAACCUCCGACCGGUCGAAACCAUUUCCAAUCGCAAGUGUAAUUCGGUCCGCGACGCCGUGAUGUGAAUUCCAGUGCGUGGCCGUGGAAAUAAGUGCGAAAAUUGCGGAAGAUUUCAUUUCGUGUUAGAAACCAAGUCAGUAUUUGAGCAAGGCAUAACAGAAUUAAAAGUUACUCACGUCGAAACACACUAUCCAGUCAUCCUAUCGACUGUAGAGUUCGGACCAAAUCCAUUCGAGUCCAGCUACACUUGCCCGUGUGCCCAUAAUGGACGAAGGCAGCGAUAGACCGCCGACGCCGGACCAGCCUGUUGAGGAACCAGCAGAAUCGACAGCGGAUGCUGUGGAUUCUGGUGGUACCGCAGCCGCACCUGCUACCGAGGAAGAAUCCCAGGAAUCUUCCUCAGUAGCCGGUACGGACGAAGUCGAAGGUCAACGGGUCGCCACGGGUGAAGAGUCUCAAGAAGGUGCCGGCGAAGAAACGCCCUCUGCCUCAGAAGCACCACCAGCAGUGGAAGAGAUGGAUGUUGACGUUGAGAAGAAGCACGACACCGGUAAAGAUGACGGGGACAGUUUUGCUCCCACGCUGGACACUGUCCAAGAGAAGGGUGAGAGUCAAUACGUCGACACCGAAGAUGUGAAGGAACCGGUCAAGGAAGACGAGUCUAGUCGACCGGGAAGCGGAACCGGAGGCGACAAGGUGAACGAGAGUGAACUUCUCGACGAUAUAGAGAUGACCAAUGUGGAGGAAAACCAACAUCGGGAGGGCGAAGAGGGAGCGGAACCGAUGGACGAGACUGACAAGUCGCACGAUCAGUCGACCACGCUGGAUCCUUUCGAUCAGGUGAAACAUGCCGAACAGUCCAAGGAUGAAUCGUCGAUCCAGAACGAAAGCAGCGUUGCUGGAGAUGAAGUGGACAGCACGGUGGCUACCGCCACGGAAGCCAACGAAUCGUCGACCAUGGACGCCACCGCCAACGACGAAACCGAUCACGUGGAUGAAAGUGUAGCGGAAGAGGGUGUUGACGAGCUAUCGGAAGGAGAGGGUGUCGACGAGAACGUUUGUCUUUUGCCGGAUGACGAACGGGAACUGUCGGAAGCGGAUAAAGAGCGAGCCCGUGUUGCGAGGGAAGCAGCUAAAGAGUCGGAGAAAAGUCAAGAUGGUGUGGAAGAAACACCAGCUAAGGAAGGUGAGAAGGAGAAGGAAACUUCGGCUGAGGGAGAACCAGCUGCUGAAAAGGAGGCCGACAAGGACAAGGAACAACCGGAAGGGGAAGUUCCUGCGGUCGAGACGCCAACCGAUAAAGAACCAUCAACUGAAGAAGCCGAGGUACGGAUAGAGGCUGGUGCUGAACAAACGGAAGACGUAGAGAUGGAACAAGAUCAUGCAGCCGAUGCUCCGCCGCAGGUGAACGAAAUCCGAGAAGUGCCGGAACCGAUGGAACAGACUUGUCUGAAGUGUAGCGCAACGAAAGUUUGCGAGUACAGCUUGAUCCAGGAAGACGGCGAGGAGGCCAAGUUCAUCUGUUCGUUUGAUUGCGUUCAGUCGAUGAGAACCGAAAACCCGGGACGCUACGUCCUGAUCCAGAAGCGAGUAGGGAUCGUACAGAUUUUCGAUUGCGAAGAGACCUGCACACGGUGCGAUAAGAAGACGACCUGCAAGUACCGAUACCAGACUGGAAAGAGUGGUGACGAGAUCCGCUACAAGUACCUUUGCGAUAUGAAGUGCGUGGAACAUCUCACGACGAUCAACGGCGAGAAGUACGUGCUGAAGAGGAAGCGUUACUUGAUCGACGAGAAACCUGAAGCUGAGGAGAAGAAGUGUAUCCAGUGUAACGAUGUCAAGCAAUGCAAGUACUUCUUCCAGCAGGACGAUGACGAGCUGUUCAUAUGCCAUGAAGAUUGUUUGAACCUGUUGAUGACGGAACACCAGGAUCUGUUCCGAUUGAAGCGUCGAUCGGUGAGGGUGAGAGAUCUCCCCAAGAGGGUUCCAACCGAGCCGGAACAACCAGCGGAGCCGGCCAAGGCAGUGGCCCGAACCGAAGAGGAAGCCGAACAUGCUCGAUUGGAUCGCGAGGCGAGCUUCAUGCGACGUUGUGCGCAGUGUUUCCAAUUGCUGCAGCUUACGGAGAAGACACUCCAGUGGGAGACACUCGACUUCUGUAACGAGAAAUGUCUGGGAGUCUAUCAGAACUCGGUCGGAUCUAAUUGUGCCAUGUGUAGCAAUGCGGUGUCGGUGACCAGUUUGGGCAAAUACUGUGUCCGUUUCGGGUUCGACAUCCGACAGUUUUGUCGAUCGAGUUGUCUGGAUCAGUACAAGAAGAAUCUGAAGGUUUGUUCCUACUGUCAGCGGGACAUAACCGUUGGAGAGCUGGGCUUUUUGGCACCGGUCGGCGACAAGGGACUGUUCAAAGAUUUCUGCACCCAGGUUUGCUUGAAGAAAUACGAGGAGGUGUUGGAUCCGUCAAAGCGCCAGGUUCCGCACAUAUGCGCCGUCUGCAAUCAUGAAAAGGUCACCAAGAUCAACGUAAUGCUGGACAACAGGGAGCACUUCUUCUGUAGCACUCCGUGCUUUUCUGCAUUUAAAUUCGUGAACAACGUCUGUCCGGACGAAUGUGCCAUGUGCAAGAUCUUUUUCGAGCGGAAGUCAGCCGAAUCGUUCACCAUUUUCACGUCCGAUCGUGGCCCAGAGGGGGCACCGUUCUGUUCUAAAAUCUGCAUGAAUCUCUACAUCAUCACCAACAGGAAAAUCGUGUCCUGCAAUUGGUGUAAGGUGAAGAAGUACAACUUCGAUAUGAUCCAGAAAGUGGUUGGAAACAUGGCGAUGUGUUCGUUGAAUUGUCUUACGUUGUGCGAAGUGUCCGUGAACGCCCUCUCGAUGAAGCAGAUCCACUGCGAUCACUGCAAGCUUCUGAAGACCCCGCAGUAUCACCUGACUAUGAGCGACGCAACGGUACGUAACUUCUGUACUUACCAGUGUGUGAUGUCGUUCCAAAGCCAGUUCAACAAAACUCCGUUGACGAUCGAUUCCGAGGAGAGUCGCAACAAUCCAGUGCCAACCGGAUUGCCGAAACGAGUCAAAAAGUUGCCUACACUUCCUGGGGUGUCCUUGCCAGCAGCAUCAGUGGCGCAACAGUCUCCGACCCCUCAUCCGCCAGCAAGAAAACCCGGCAGACCAGCACGUACAGCUGCUGCGGUCGCUAAUGCCGUCAUGUCCACCGCUGAUCUGCCGGUAAUAUCCUCGGUUCAGUCUCUGGCCGGACAAGUAAGUGCCGCCAAUCGUUCCACGCGAUCCAAAGGAGGCCGUCCGCCAAGCAGCGCGACUGCUGCAACAAGACAGAGCAACGCCAGCCUUCCGGAACUGCGGGUAUCGUUGGAACCGUUGACCGUUCAGUUAAAUGCUGCGCCUCAAAAACGGUAUGAACCUCCGCCACCGCCACCUCCACCCAAGGUGGAGCUGAAGACGCAGAUUGUCACUAUUCCUCCGACUCCUGUUGCGGUAGCAAACGCCGGAACCAUGUGUAAACCGAUGCAGCAAUCCAAGGCGGUCAGUUGCAGGCCCGUUCAGUGCAACGUGGAAUGUCAAACAGAGGAAUGGUUACAAAGGAAAAUUGUUAUACCCAUCCCGGUUCCAAUCUACGUACCAUCUCCCAUGCAUAUGUUCUCUUUACCAACUCCAAUCCCCAUUCCCUUCCCCCUUCCAAUCCCGGUCCCCGUAUUCAUCCCGACAACGCGCAACUCCGCCAACGGCAUCAUGAAGGAAAUCAAGAAGAUCCAGGACAAGAUGCCCACCGAUCCGUACGAAGCCGAGCUGCUCAUGAUGGCCGAAAUGGUGGCCGGCGACAAGAAGAAGGACGACGACGAUUCCGACUCGGAUGAUAACGCCGCGGACGAAGCGUUCAACACCAACACCGUGACCAUGGAGAACAACACCUCCUUCAACGAGGAUCUGGUCCAGAUGGCCCUCAAGAUGGCCUCGAACGAUUUCGAAGAACCGGCCGUCGACUUGGAGUCUGCCAUGCAGGCCAACACCAUCGCACAGCAACAGGCGGCCGCUGCUGCCCAUCAUGGCUACGGUCACGACGAUGGUUCCCAGCAGCAGCUCCAUCACCAUCAGCUCAUGAUGCUCGAACAGCAAAGGCAAGCCACGACCGCCGUUACCCAGCGAGGAGGACGCAAACGAGCCCCAGCCGCCCCGCGAACCAACAACAACAAUCGACAGCAAAUUUCACCCAACAAACGCAUCAAACGCGAACAGAUCAGCGAACCGUCGCCGGAACCCCCAAGGGAACCGGUCGAGAAGCCGGACGCCAACAUGUGUCUCAAGUACACGUUCGGCGUGAACGCAUGGAAGCAGUGGGUCCUCACGAAGAACGCCGAUCUCGAGAAGAGCACCAUCCGGCGAAAACCAUUCAAGUCGGAAAUCCUCCAGCUGACGGCCGACGAACUCAACUACUCGCUGUGUCUGUUCGUGAAGGAAGUCCGGAAACCGAACGGCACGGAGUACGCUCCCGAUACGAUCUACUAUUUGGUGUUAGGUAUUCAGCAGUAUCUAUUUGAAAACGGUCGAAUAGACAACAUCUUUACCGAUCCCUACUACGAGCGCUUCACCGAUUGUCUGGACGAAGUGGCCAAGAAGUUCUCCGUGCUGUACAAUGAUUCUCAAUACAUUGUGACGCGUGUCGAAGAGGAGCACCUCUGGGAGUGUAAGCAAUUGGGCGCACAUUCGCCCCAUGUCCUACUCAGUACUCUGAUGUUCUUCAAUACGAAGCACUUCAACCUGACGACGGUGGAGGAACACAUGGAGCUUAGCUUCUCGCACAUCAUGAAACACUGGAAGCGAAAUCCGAACCAGGGUGGUGCCAAAAUGCCCGGAUCGCGAAAUGUGCUGCUCCGGUUCUACCCGCCACAGUCGUCACUGGCUGCCAAUGCGCGGAAAAAGAAGGUCUACGAGCAACAGGAGAACGAGGAAAAUCCCCUGCGGUGCCCGGUGAAACUGUACGAGUUCUAUCUCUCGAAAUGCCCGGAAAGCGUGAAGACCCGCAACGACGUGUUCUACCUGCAACCGGAACGAUCCUGCGUGCCGGAUUCCCCCGUCUGGUACUCGACGCAGGCCCUCAGCAGGGAUGCCCUCAGCAAAAUGUUGCACAGGGUUAAGAUGGUGAAGGAAAUCAACAUCGCCCUGCUCACCAGCUAAUGAAACGAGUCCCAAGAUGACGAGGACAGUGCUAGCUGCAGCAACAGCACUAACCACAACCUAAUCAACAACUCCAUCAACUCCUCCGCCAUGAGCACCGCCGCCACGGUGGCCAACUUUUGCUCGAUGAAUCACGUUGCCAAUGCACUCAGUUCCCUUCCGUUUCGCAGCCUGCAGUCAUCGCUGCAGCAAUUGCAACAACAACAACAACAGCAAGGUAGCAAUGGUGGGUCCCAAUCGGUGAACUCCACAUCAGGAACCUCAACGACUACUGGUGGUAAUUCUUCUUCCUCUUCCACUAGCGCGGCCAACGCCGUGGUAACCGGAUCGGGUCAACAGCAGCCAGCCAGUUUCAUGGCCAACAACACGACCCAUCCUCCGCCACCACCGGAUUACGAUUACUACUACAAUGACUACUAUCGCCGCUGGAGCGGAAUCAUGAACUUCCACCGCUGAUGAUGAUGAUGAUGGGGAGAGCACUUUGUGGAUGUUGUUGUCGGGUAGGGCUGGUCAAACCUCGUCAAUAAUACCUUAUUUUACCGAAAGGUCACAAUCCGAUCGUUGUCCUAGGAAAAAAGUUCAAAUCUUUUCAGGAAUGAUCCAAACUUGGUGGUGCAAAGCACCAUUCAUCGCCACUCUACCAACGUGUAGAAAAAGGCAAAAUCGACAGAAAGAUAAGUUUCUUACCGAACUCCCUUAAUAUGCGACUCAAAUUUAUUGAUUAUUUUGUUGUUAUUUGAUUUAGAGAACCCACUUUUAUUUACCCGUCAGAACGCAGUAAUAAUUUCGUUUCCCCUCACUCCGUUUCUUAAUAUAAGCGCGAUUUUAAGUUUAUCUUUUAAGCGAGAGGAACACGAGUCUUUGUAAAUAUUAUAAUUUAGUCUUGAUAGUGGUGAUCAACACCUACAGCAGCAUUCGCUUAAAUGGAGAAAUAUGGAUUUAGGAAGUACACAAACAGAAAAACAGUUCUAGCAAGCAGAAAAUACAUUUAAACAGAUUCAAACCUUUUCAGCCGUAAGUGUAUGCGUCUAAUAAAUUAGAGAAAUGGACAAAACCGAAGUAUGGCACACAUUCUAACUGUUAAGGAUCUCCGAACGGGGAGGUUGUUUCGAGGAUUCCUUCAAAAAAA